UGCGUGUAUGUGUACGUGUAUGCGUACGUGCGGGUACUGACAGUUGGGGCGCGCGUGCCCAGGUACGAGGAGGUGCUGUCGCACGUGACGCCCAUCUUCCUGCGCGACGAGCCGCUGUCGCGCUGCUUCCCGCCCGACGCGUCCGGAGCGCGCGCCGCCGACUUCCGCGCCUACGCCGCGCAGCAGCUGCGCAGCGGCCUGUGCGUGGCGGCGCUCAGCGGCGGCCGCGUCGUCGCCGCCUGCCUCAACCGCGUGCUGCCCAGCGCCAAGGUGCUCGGCGUCGACGUGCGCGCGCUCGGUUGCGAGGAGGACGACCCGCUGAACCGCAACGUGCUGCGGCUGCUGACGUCGGUGCACCAGCGCCUGGACAUCUUCGGCGCGCUGGGCGUCUCCGAGGUGCUCGAGAUCGGCCUCAUCUCCGUGGAAGGCUCGCACACCGGCAGGGGGCUGGGCACGAAGGUGGUGAAAGCCAGCCUGGCACUGGGGGCCGCCCAGGGGCUGCAGGCGGUCAAAGCCGACUGCACGGGCAUCGCGUCGGCCAAGUGCUGUCAGAAGGCCGGGCUGGUGGAGAUCUACUCGCUGCCCUACGACGACUACAAGCCCGAUGGCCGCGUCGUCUUCGCCGGCACCCAGCCGCCCAACGAAGCGCUGCGCGUCUACGCCGGCAGGCUGCACUGCGAGGAGCCCUACGUCUCCCCGCUGGCCGGCUUCAAGCUGUGAACGGACUCGGGACGGGUGGGGGACACGUGUGUGCGCGAAGGUUGGGCCGCGGUUACGUUGACGACACUAGGUGUGGAGAGAUUGCUGUAAGAAGGGACUGCAGUGGAAGUCACUGCUUGGCCAGUGCUGGCAAGAUUUUGCCCAAUCACUUAUUUGGUCAGUGCGUUCGUUUACAGUUAGCUCAUGUGUGAACGGCUUCAUCACAGGCUCUAGCAAUGUCAUGGCGCUGUAAAAGUUAUUGCUUGACCACAUAACUGAAGAUUUGGCCCAAUCACUCAUUUGGUCAGUGCGUUCGUUUACAGUUGACUCAUGUGU
Messenger RNA from Gryllus bimaculatus (two-spotted cricket), 1035 nucleotides. The record is from the annotation of a GenBank genome assembly. NCBI's taxonomy places the organism in Eukaryota, Metazoa, Arthropoda, Insecta, Orthoptera, Gryllidae.